Messenger RNA from Xyrauchen texanus (razorback sucker), 4974 nucleotides. RefSeq lists its product as uncharacterized. Bases 4038 to 4904 code for a protein of 288 amino acids. The record is from RefSeq and is a predicted model, not a curated record. The transcript is spliced from 5 exons. NCBI's taxonomy places the organism in Eukaryota, Metazoa, Chordata, Actinopteri, Cypriniformes, Catostomidae.
UUAGUUUACAUGGGCUGCACACUUCUCGGUGGAUUAGUGCUCUACUCUGUCAUCUCAUAAAAUGCUAAUAAUUGUCUAUGUCUGGUAUGGUGUCCAGUAAUAUGUCCAUUAAAUGAGCUGUCUGCUUAACACAGCCUUUGCUGCCUUUUUUCAGUUUAAUAAUCACAGUAGGACAUAUCACGAUUUUAAAUGUAUUAACUGUGCAUUUCAGAGUGAAGGGAGUAACAAAGCACAUGCUCAGAUUUAUUUGUGAGCAUUUGAAAGCAGUCGUGUGUCAGACAGACAGCAUGCGGUUACCGGAUUCAGUCGGAUUUGUCAUCUCCACAGUAGUCAAGAAAGUCUUUCAAUCCAAAAUACUUACUUUUCUGUGAUAAAUGUUAGGUAAGGGUGUGUAUGAGUAGAUGAGAAAGUCUGAUGCUGGUGCAGGGCAGUUGUUUUCUCUUUCCCUCAUCAGUGGUGUUAAGAAUAUCGGAGCCGUUUAGUAGUUUGAAUUGGUCUAAUUGCUCCAUAGCACAUUCAAAUAGAAAAUUCUUAUGUGGAAUUCAAAUGUAUUGCAUGCACCACGAUACAGAGGGAAGCCCAAUUUAAUCAUGCAUGUGAGCCAGUCUGCGCUAUCCUAUAAUCGAUGCUCACAUUUUGAGGGAAGCCCAUUUGACCUGAAAGCUUCAGUCACAUCUGUGUCCCACAUAAGAAGCAUAUUUAUUGCUUAUAAAGCAAGAGGAAUAUCUUAAGGUUGCUGUGAAUGGACGUGCCUGGCAUUAGAAUGUCAAAAUAAAGGUGCUUCUUUAAGAAAUAUUCAUCUGUUUUUACACGUUGCAUCAAUGAUAUUGCAUAAUUGGGUAUUUGAUCGAUGCAUCAAUCCAGAUUGGAUCGUUACACCCCAAAUUGUUACUGUAGUAAAGUCAUGGUUCAUUUUUGUAAUGUAAGGUUAGAGUUUAGGUUAGAGGCUUGAUGUAAAUGAAAACAAUAAACACUGCAACAAUGCCACUAUAAUGUAUGUUAAUAUUUGGUGUGUAAAUGACAUCUGACACCAUUUUCACACAAAGAAGAUGCUUUUUUUGUUGCUAUUUAUGCAAACAUACUCUGCCUAAAAUAAAACAUGUUUCCUUCAAGUGUUUCUCAAUGAAGUAAAUUGCUUCAAAUUUUUUAAGUAGGUAAUUUUUUCUAAUGUCUGUUUUUUCCCAAUUUCACAUUUUUCUUUUUUUCUGAAUUCUAUGUUUAAAAUUAGAUAAUCAAAAUAGUGUCUUAUCAAAUUAAAUUAGAAGAGUUUCUUUUUGAAAUACCAUUGCAAAGAUCCUCACUACAUCAUCUAAAACAUAAAACAUUUCUUAUUUUUGUCAAAAUAAAGUGUUGCACAGCAAAGCAUCACAUUUUAAAUGAAAACAUUGAUGAAAACUGCCAUUCAGUACAACAGCACUCUUGCUUGUGAGAUAUACUCUUUGGAACACUAUGGCUUUCUGUCUUGCUUUGGAACAGUAAUCUAAAUAUAGCUGCACAAUUAAUCAAAAACUGCACAAUUAAUCAAAAAACGAAUCACGAUUAUGGCUGCCACGAUUGUGUAAUCGUGAAAACUGACGAUUACAGCAUUCAAUUUAAGUCUGCUCCUGUUGCGUCAAUGGUUUGUACUUUACAAUGUGUUUUUGCAGCGGUUGAGGAUUCUAACCAAUCACAGACAAGUCCGAUGAGCAAUGAAAUAGCCAUGGCCAAUCAGAGCCACUUUAAUUAGUCCUCCCUAUUACGAUCAGUAAUGACAACUGAUUCUAAUGUGCACGUUUUAAACCAUCUGAAUGCCCAGAUGCUUGCUUUAUAUUCCACCUCUGUUUAUGGUGGCACACGAAAAUUAAUAGGCUACUGAAGAAACAUCACCUGACAUCGAGAAGAAGCUGUAGACAAAGAGCGAAAAGCACUUUGGAAUUAUUUUGAUGUUAAAUAAACAACACAACAAAACUAAAACACUCCUGUUCUAAUCAAAGCAUAAAUGGUGUAAAUAAUAAUAAUUGAUUUUUAUGCUGAUUAGACAGCUUUGUUUUUAAUGAGAGCAUUCCCGAGAGUAGCCUACAGAACAUUAUGCGGAGCAUCAUUGAGCUUGCUUUGGUCUCAAACAGUGUAAACCUGCUGUGAGUGACAGAAGACAUUGUAAUGGGAGAGUUCUGUGUACAAUUUAUAAAAAAUUUAUUAACAGUUUUGUUUUGUCAUGUUAAUAAUUAGGCAAAAAAUACAAAAAGCAAUAAAGUAAUUCAGCUGAAAUGUUCUAAGUUUGUUUUGGAGGUGUAGGCCUAACCAACAUAAAAAUAUGGCAUGAAUAGCAUAUUUCAGGAAUCACCGUCAUUAUCGCGUCUGCUCUAAUAAGGCCCAUUAGCUUUAACAUUUCCACAAAUUGCACAAACUCUGACCACAAAUUACUGUUUUAAUUUCCAAAGUGCAACCACUGAGGCCAAAAAUGAUCUAACGAUGAUCUUACAUGAACAAGAGCACUUUUGACGAUCUAACGGGAUGAAUGUUCAGCUGUCCCGCCACUAAAGGGCUUACUGAACACAGUAAGUAACUUGGUCAGUUUAAAUCAGCUGUUAAAAAGUUUGAAUUUUGAAUAUGUCAUUAUUAGGUCACAAUUAGCAUUAAUUCUAUUUUUUCUAUACCAUAGAUAUCCAUUUAAAAUACAUUUUAUUUGACCUAACAUCCUGAAAAGAUGCUUAAAAUAAACUGGAAUGCAGCUCAUAUCCACCAUUGAAAUCUGCUACUCUGAAGAACUGCACGGCUCCUUAUUCUUUUUUUUUUUUUGUGCCUGGAACCCUGUUUAUAUGUGCAUCAGGUGUUUCAACCAAAAAGUCUUCCACAUUGGAUGCUCCUAAGCUUCCUCUGUCCUCAAUCCUUGGCUCCUCGAGAAUUUAUACGUCCUUCAUUAUGGCGGAAUAGCAGUACAGUGAUGAUGCACAAUAUCUGCUACUAACUGUUGUAUGUACUUCUUGUGUCAAUGGUUUUUAAUCCACUGAUUUAAAUAAUCACUGGAAUGCUACUCUAUAUUUAAUCCCAUUGGUUUUUUGACCUGUAAUUGCUUUUAAUUUUAAGGGAAAAAACUACAAUUCAUAUGUUGAGUUGGGUUCGGCUAUUUGUUUGAAUUACACUCGUAGUGCAUCAGUACAUUGUGGUGCAUCGAUCUUUCAAAGUAAUUUAGUUGCAUCGAUUUUGGAAUCGAUUAUCAUUGCUGUUUUAAUAUAUAAUAUACCCAAUAUAACCAUCUCAUAUUACACAAACCUUAUUUCACUUUGAAAUAAUGUUUUUGCUGCUGAGUUUACUCAGCAAACCUACAUAAGAUAAAAUGGAUGGAUGGAUGGAUGGAUGGAUGGAUGGAUGGAUGGAUGGAUGAAUGCUGUCAUGUUCGGCUUUCUGUGUCUUUAUUCAAACCUUUUUGCAUCCAUGACAAAAGCUCAUUCCUUCGACGAUAAACGUGAGUCCAACCAUCACCCCUGGUGAGAUAAAACAGCAACUUGUCAGUGAAGAGCACUUUUUGCCAGUCCUGUCUGGUCCAACGAAUGUGGGUUUGUGCCCAUCGGUGACGUUGUUGCCGGUGAUGUCUGGUAAGGACCUGCCUUACAACAGGCCUACAAGCCCUCAGUCCAGCCUCUCUCAGCCUAUUGCAGACAGUUUGAGCACUGAUGGAGGGAUUGUGCAUUCCUGGAGUAACUCGGGCAGUUGCUGUUGCCAUCCUGUACCUGUCCCACAGGUGUGAUAUUUGGUUGUACCGAUCCUGUGCAGCUGCCACUGAGAGGACGAUCAGCUGUCCUUCAUCUCUCUCUGUCUUAGGCGUUGUAUCAUUUGUUUUUUUAUUUUAAUUUUUUUUCAAAAUGGCUAUUGUAAGCAAAUAUCAAAGGAUUUUGCCCUUCUGUAAUUGGGAAGAAAAUCCUUUUAAUCAGUCUUGUUCUGUUGUCUGUAGUUCUGUUCUUUUCUACUCAGUUAAAGGUCUACUGAAGUUUAACAUGUAGGCUAUUUAAUUUUUAAAUGACUACUUUGAGGCACGACAACUCUUGAAGAAAUCUCUGAUGUGUAACACAUCAGAUCUACAGUCUGAAGAGGAAGAGGAGGAGAUUCGGCCAAAAAGAAGCCCAAAGCCGAUUCAUUUCUUGGGAGACUCUGAUGAGAGCGAGGAGGAAGGUACUCAGAAAAAGAGAGCCAGGGGUCCAGGCAAACUUUUAACACAACCACCAGCCCCUGUUAUCUCACCACCACCUUUUAUCCCAAGUAGCGGCACUGUUGCUCCACCUCCACCCAUUUCACCACCUCACUUUUCACAGAGGCCAGCAGAAGAGCAAACUCCUUCUGCAAGCAGGGUCUACAGACCUACCUGGCGGGGGGGAAGAUGUGGAUCAGACAGUAUUGCCUGCUCUGCUGCAGAAAUCCACAUAAUGAGCUUGCUGGAAUUAAUAAAACAUCAACAAGAGCAAAUCAUGUCUAAAGUUAAUUAUUUGAUGAGCAAGUUGAACCCAGCAGGCCAAGACAUGGAAAUGGCUGACAACCCAGUUGAGUUUCCAUUAACAUCAAUGGAAGAAGUGGAGAAUUUUGAGGAGUGGCUCAAAAAUCCCGCAAAUACUCAAACAAAGUUUAGUGUGAUUUCCUCCCUGGCAACUAUUGGGGGCCAUGACACCAAACGUGUCACAUGGAACAUCCUUUCCCGUAUGUUCCAUGACGAUGUUGGGAGGAGGAUCAAUUGGAAGGGCAUGAAUGGGAAAAAAUCAUUCAAUCAGAUGGAGUCUAAAAAGUUACUCCUGUGUGCUGUGAGAAAGAGCCAUGUCUCCCGUGCCGCCACCAAUGACGAGAUUACAACGAAUGUAAUACGUUGGUUCAACCUGGCAGCAGAUAGGGGAAGCUCAAGGAGCCGUCCCACUGUCAGCAUCCUGACCCAACAGUAGUGACUUUUUUUAUUUUUUUAAUGUUUUUUCAUUUAGUAAAAUGUUUUUCAUUCAAUAAAACAAUGUUCUG